Molecule: messenger RNA, 207 nt
Organism: Penicillium atrosanguineum
Lineage: Eukaryota; Fungi; Ascomycota; Eurotiomycetes; Eurotiales; Aspergillaceae
Product: NAD(P)-binding protein
Exons: 1
Coding region: 1-207 (68 amino acids)
Source: RefSeq, a predicted model, not a curated record
AUGACAGAGGUUUAUCUCGACCCUGGCGAUGGAAACCUCCCCCUUAAUAUGACACUUCCGCAAGAACGCGCCUUGCCAGUGAUCCCAACCGAUGGUAUCCAGCGACGCUGGAUCAACAAAGGCGAGCCUAUCAUUGAAAAUUCAAAGGUCCCAAAGGGUUGGUACAGUGAGGAGCCAGAUCUGCAUGAGGAGUAUGUAUCAGAGUAA